UAGAAAAGGACGCGAUCGACGACGGAAGGGCGACCAGUUUAGUUGUUUUAUGCUAGAGACUAUGGCUGAUGUAAACGAUUCUAGUUUAGUGUUCUUUAUGAAGGCAACACCGGCACAGUGGGAUUAUGCACUGUCUCUUUACAAAGAAGUUUUAAAACUGAAAGCUGCUAAGAGAACGACGAAGAAAGGACCUGAAGAAUUAAUCAACCUGGAUACUUGGUAUCAGGAACAACUACAAAAAAUAAUUCUCUCUAGAAAAGACCCACAUAUUAUCCUUGAAGAGUUGAUACAAAUAACAAAAUGGAAGUUAAUUAGGGGAAAAUUUCGACCUCGUCUGAUGGACUUGGUUAAGAUCAACACAGAAACUGCUGUGAAAAAGACUAGUAAAAAGGCCUUUCGAAAGCUCCCUAAAAUUUCUGAUGCUAUCACAGCUCUCACAACAUUAAAAGGAGUUGGUCCAGCCACUGCUUCAGCCAUUUUAUCAGCCGGUUACCCAGAACAAGUUGCAUUCAUGGCUGAUGAAAGUAUGCUUUCCACACCAGGAGUUGAGGCUACUGACUACACUUUGGCAGAGUAUUUAAACUAUCAUGAACAGAUCAAGAACUGUUCUGAAAGACUGAAUAAGAAGAAUCCAGAAGGAAAAUGGACUCCCCACAAGGUGGAGCUUACUCUAUGGACUCACUAUCUGGCUCGGGAAAUGAAACCUUCUCUUUUAGAAGGAAUGCCAAAAGCAGAUUUAGAAAAGGAUCCCAUUGCUCCAAAUGGUAAAUCCAACAGUCUUGAGCACAAUAAACAACCAGAUGAUGAAACAUCAACUGAUGCUGUCACAGAAAAAGAACGGGAUGAUAAUUCUAAAGAGUUAGGAGAUUAUAGUCAUGAUUUAAAGGUGUCAUCAUCUCAUACAGUUGGUACUGGUCUAGUGAAGUCGGAAGAUUCAAACCUUGACAGCUCUUUGUUAAGUGAAGGUACUGAAGAAAAGAUCAAGAACAAUGAAAUAGAAGUACCUGAAGAACCCGCUAGUAAAAAAGUACGGGUUCAAUAGUAGUAAUAGUACUAGUAGUAUCAUACAGCAACUAAUGUGGCUGGAAUAUGUUUUAGUAAUUUACUUUACUUUUUUUAAGUUUUUAUCCUAGUGUUGGAAGAUUCUUGUAAAAAAACAACAAUGCAAAAGUCUACCCAGAGACUGGCUCUAUUUUUCUAUCCUUUCUUUUAGUCAGAAUCCUUGACCAAUGAUUUUGAUGGGCUAGUAUACCCUUGUGUAAAGAUUUUUAAUUUUUAUAAGGUUAAGCUAAUUUAAAUAUAUUAUUUUCCAAAAAAUGGUAUUUAUAAUUUGAAAUGUAAAAACUCUUAUGUUAUGUAGUGGAUUUAUUAUUCUUCUGUAAUGUCUGUCUUUUUUGUUAUUUGAUAGAUGCUAGUUUAGAAAAAGAAAACUAUUUUUUCUGAGAAUCAUCUUUUCACUGGACAUUUGUUAAUGUUAUAGGCCAUAAGUGUUCCUUAUAAACAUUUGAUUGGGGAUUUGCAGAAAUCAGUUGAAUUGCCAGUUUCAUCUAAGGCAUUCCCAUACUAUCUUUUAAGGAUUAAAGUGGCACAUUCCUUAUUUUCAUUUUUUUUCUGAUUUCCAUAUGUCUUUGGUUUUAUGUUUCAUUAUUCAUUUGUAGAAUUACAAGUAUGAAUGUUGUUCAUAAUAAUUCGUUCCUGGAAAAACAGAAUUAAAACCACAACUUCAGUUUGUACCUGUAGAUGAGGGUGGUCUUUUAUUCCCAUGUACCAAAGAGAAAGCCUGUAAUAAAGGAUCUCAUUGAAGAAA
Molecule: messenger RNA, 1807 nt
Organism: Limulus polyphemus (Atlantic horseshoe crab)
Lineage: Eukaryota; Metazoa; Arthropoda; Merostomata; Xiphosura; Limulidae
Exons: 5
Coding region: 50-1042 (330 amino acids)
Source: RefSeq, a predicted model, not a curated record